GGUUCGCGCCGCGAGAGGCUGGGCCGGGACCGCGGGGCUUGAGGUCUGGGUGGGGCGCGGGUCCCACAACCGUCCCGAAUCCGCACCCCCCCGGCUGCAGUCUGGAAGCAGGAAGAGGACGCAGGAGCCCCCGGGGGAGCACAACAGACAGUGCGCCAGGCCGAGGAGCGCCGGGGCCUUGGGCAGGGUCGGGGGGAAGCUGGUGCUGCCAGUUCCCGUGUCUGAGCAGCGGAGCCCUGCGUGGAUGCUUCCUCCACGUGUUCCUUUUCGCACUUGCUGGCUCUUCCCGCAGGGCGGCAGUGGCGGUCUGUGCGAGCUCAGGGGCCUGUCCUGGAAAGAAAGCCAGCGGCGGACGGUGACUAGGGAUGCUGGCAGAUCGCGUUCCUGCGGGGCUUCGGUUUCAUCGUGAGGAGCUUAGGAUGAGAUCUAAGGUCUCAUCGGUCGACGUCCUUUGAGCACUGAGCUACAGAGAAGGUGCUUCUGGAAGAGGUUGCGGCCCCCUUUGAGGGACCCCGAAGCCUGGCAUGAUUUGAGGAUUUAAAGAUUGACUCCCACUGUGGGCACGGACCUAUAAUUCCUGUUGUGACAAGAGAGUGGGAUUUGCUUUUCUCACUUCGAAAAGCAGGUCAUUAAGGUUGGGCCCUGACUUCUCUUUGUCCACAGAGAUGGAAACCUUAAAAUCUGAGAAUAAAAAGAGGGUCCUUCCAUCAUGGAUGACAGCUCAGGUGACCAAGAAGAGAGUGGCACCAGUGAAGGCCCCAAAGAGGAGGAGAAUGGCAGCAGAGGCGGUAGCAGCAGCAAGGCCCCCUGCAGUGAAGACCGUGUACUGCCUGAAUGAAGCUGAACUAGUCGAUGUUGCUCUGGGGAUCCUGAUUGAGAGCCACAAACAGGAAAUGCCCUGGAAGCAGCUGUCUCAGGGGGGCUCAGAUAACCCAGAACGCUCCCCCACCUGCUCCACAUCCCCUCACACCAGUUCUGGGAGCAGCAAUGAGGAAGAAAACAGUGGGAAAGACACCCCUUCCCCGGGCCUCGGCCCCUCCCUGGGACCGGGCGUUUCUGACUCUGCCUGCAGCGGAAGCCCGGAGAAGGACGAGGAUGAGUUAAAAUAUGUCAGGGAGAUAUUUUUCAGCUGAGGAAUGAACUGUUCACUGGACUUGAUGCUGAGAGCAGCUGGAGGCAGCUGGAAUUCCACAGGGGCUGCUGGGGUGGUCUCUGCUCCCCACUGUGUACCACCUUGGGCCUGGCAGAUUCACCUCCAACCAGGAGCCCCAGGAUGGCUGGGCCUUGUGGCUGCCUUUUAGAGUGUGUGAAAGCAAGGUUUCAAAUCGUGUUUCCAUUGGAAUUCUCUGCACUGUGCCAUCUCCCACUCAAGAGGGUCUAGAAUCCUAGUCAUCUGUUUUACUCAGUAACAAGUUGGAGGGAAAAUGAGAUCAUAUAGUGGUCCAACGUUUUUAGAAAUACCUUUCAGAGAAUAGUGCAGCUGCUAAGUAUACUACAGUUUAGUCAGCACGAUUUCCCCUAAGGGGAUAGCCUCUUUUAAAAAUAGUUUCCAUCAUGAGACAAUCAAGGAAUGAGCUGUCAGCUCUCUAGCCAGCCUGGAAGGUGGACCAACUGCCCACAUCUCUCUGCCUUGUCUGGGAGCUUAAAGGUCACAGUGCACAGAACAGGAAGGCAAAGAGGCCUCCUCCCCCCACUGCUGUCCACUUGGUAAUGUCCACCUGGUG
This is a messenger RNA of Otolemur garnettii (small-eared galago), 1724 nucleotides long. It is a transcript of the gene CYREN, whose product is annotated as chromosome unknown C7orf49 homolog. Gene Ontology annotation, cellular component: cytoplasm; nucleus. Lineage: Eukaryota; Metazoa; Chordata; Mammalia; Primates; Galagidae. The transcript is spliced from 4 exons. The coding region runs from base 666 to 1133 and encodes 155 amino acids. Gene Ontology annotation, biological process: negative regulation of double-strand break repair via nonhomologous end joining; double-strand break repair via nonhomologous end joining. The record is from RefSeq and is a predicted model, not a curated record.